AUGGCGACAAAACAAGCAACCCACCUCCCGACGCUCCUCCGCUCGCCGACCCACCCGAUCCUGCUCCGCACCAUGGAGCCCCGCGACGCCGCCGCCUUGUCGGCCGUGCUCUCGGACCCGGAGAACAACAAAUACGACCCGAACGCCUCGGCCAUCUCGCCCGAGGUCGCCGAGAAGGCCAUUGGCCGGAUGCGCGAGAGCGCGGCGGUGCCGACGGUCCUGGACGAGGCGAGCGGCCGGGUCGUUAGCGGGCCGGGGCGGGUGAACAUGGUGCUCGUGCAUGUCGAGGGCACGGAGAACACGAUGGGGGCUCGCGGGGAUGAGGGGACCGUCGUCGGGCUCGCGGGGUUCGGCGGCAUCAACGAGCACGAGGAGGUGGGCAAGGGCAAGGUGCGGGUCGGCGACGUGGGCGCCAUGGUCAACCCGGGGUUCCGGGGGCGCGGGUUCGCGACCGAAGCGAUCCGGCUGGCGGUCGACUGGGCGUUUACGGGCGUCGAGGACGGGGGCCCGCAGCUCGACCGGGUCACGGCGACGAUGAGCGAGGCGAACAGGCCGAUGGUUGCGCUCGUCGAGAAGAAGUUUGGGUGGACCGGGGUCGUGAAGCCGGGUAAGGAGGGGGAGGCUGGGGAGGUUCUCUUCGAGGUUGAGCCUGAGAACUGGAGGAAGUGA
Molecule: messenger RNA, 669 nt
Organism: Colletotrichum spaethianum
Lineage: Eukaryota; Fungi; Ascomycota; Sordariomycetes; Glomerellales; Glomerellaceae
Exons: 1
Coding region: 1-669 (222 amino acids)
Cellular component (GO): cytoplasm
Molecular function (GO): protein N-terminal-serine acetyltransferase activity; protein-N-terminal-alanine acetyltransferase activity
Source: RefSeq, a predicted model, not a curated record